CCCAGUAAUAAAGUUUGUUGCUUUUCUCUCUCUUCUCUCUCUCUUCUCUCUCUCUCCCCUCUAUGGCUUCAACUUCAUUUUCCUUAAGAUUUUCAUACAAGAGAUGUUGAAACAGCUUACAGAAAGGAGAAAAAAUUAUUGGAAGAUGGCUUCUUCCACCUACUCCAAUUCUCCCUGCGCAGCCUGCAAGUUCCUCCGGCGAAAAUGCCUACCGGACUGCGUUUUUGCCCCGUACUUCCCGCCCGAGGAGCCGCAGAAGUUUGCCAACGUCCACAAGAUCUUCGGCGCCAGCAAUGUCAGCAAGCUGCUGAACGAAGUCCAGCCACACCAACGCGAGGACGCCGUGAACUCGCUCGCCUACGAGGCCGAGGCAAGGAUGAAAGACCCCGUCUACGGCUGCGUAGGCGCCAUCUCCAUCCUCCAGAGGCAAGUCAUCAAGCUCCAGAAAGAACUCGACGCCACCAAUGCGAAUCUCAUCCGCUAUGCCUGCAAUGAAAUCCCUGCUCCGUCCCCGUCCCCGUCGUCGUCCUCACAAUACGCUCGGAGGUCGUCGUCUACGAACCAUGAGGGAAGCUCCUCCACCUCUAGCUAUGGCCACUACUAUUCUGGUCUCUACUUUUCUCCAUGGAGUAACAACAAUGGCCCUUGUGGAGAUGGCCAUGACAAAGGAGGAGAAUACAAGUAAAUUUUCCCAUUUAUCAUAUAUCCUUAUAAUUUGAUCUCAUCACAAAGAGAUUCUUAUAUAUAUAUGUUGAUAGGGGUGUGAAAUCUUUAUGCAUUUUGAUUAAUAAAUAUAAACGAUAAUUGCAAA
Momordica charantia (bitter melon) is the source of this 811-nucleotide messenger RNA. RefSeq names its product LOB domain-containing protein 25-like. NCBI's taxonomy places the organism in Eukaryota, Viridiplantae, Streptophyta, Magnoliopsida, Cucurbitales, Cucurbitaceae. The record is from RefSeq and is a predicted model, not a curated record.